AAGCAUCUUUCACAUUACAUUGCCCAUCGCUGCGCGUUCUUGUCCAGUUCCGACAGAGUAGACUGUUGUGAGAACAUAGCGGAUCUCAGUAUAAAUGCGGCUGGGAAGUACGAAAGAUGAAAACCCGCCACGGCGCUUGUUCAUCGGAGAUGUUAAGUCCGGGGCGAUAUGGAAGACCUUCGAAUGGAGGAAGGCGGUGGGGGGACAUGUGAAGUCUGGCUCCCUGCUUCGCAUUCAGAAUGCAGGCCAAGCACAUCACACAGCAUCGAGAAGUACUCGCACCAACCACCGUACUGUGCCGUUUACUUGCGUCGGCUUUAGCAAGGAAAUGACGGAUAGUAGUCCAUCCCAGCAACACCAGGGUUCGCUUACAUUUGUUAUGGGUGCUGUGGAUCAGAGGGGUUAUGUUUGGGUCUUCGAGUUUUCCAAAAAUAAAUUUUGGCUUAUUGCGAGAACUGGCGUUUCCGGGACGUGUAUGGCAUUCAAUUCUGUGCGAAGACGUGAAUUAAUCAUUGGCUUGUCCGACAAUUCUUUGCAUUGUUACAAUAUUGAUACAUGUCAGCUUAUCGCAAAGCUCCCAGCUUAUCACAACUGUGCACCCCAUCAAAUGGCCGUUCAUCCCACCCGACCGCUCGCAAUAUCAACCUCGCGCACGGAAGGAAUUCUAUGGGAUACAGAAUUGUGGGAGCGUAAACGACUAUUGGUCGGUGCGCAAUCCGGUGUACGCCAGGCUGUCUUCUCGGCCGAUGGAUCUACAAUUAUAUCUGCAUUUGCAGACGGAAGUAUACUUCUGUGGAACGUAGAUACAUUUAAUCUCAAUUGGAAGAUAUCACUGGAGCGUUUCGGUGGGGCCCCGCUGAUUCCUUAUGAGGAACAUGACACAGGAUUUGGAAGGUCUUCUAUGGCUGCGUCCCGCAAUGGCGAGAUUUUGGUUGAGGCUGGAGGGUCGUCCACAGUCUUCGUAUGGAAUCUGGCCGAAAAAAGGCUGAUGCAUGAAAUUCUCGUUCCUACCUUCGAAGGCAAGAGAAUUGUACAAGUGGAUUUCCUUGGAGAUAGCAAUAUUGUCGCGCUACUAUCAGACGGGGGUGACCUGCUGUUCAUUGAUGCAGCGGAGGCCAGGUUCGUGGGGAAGUUGGAAGGGAAACGGAAGUUUAUAUCAUUCGCAGCCUCGCCAAACGGCCGGCUGCUUGCUACAGUCUUCUUGGAUUCGACAUCUACAAUUGGGCUGGUGCGAGUGGAUAAGCUUUUGGAACCUCAGAAGUGCGAAGGCGUUGGAGAUAUGGCUGAGCAAGAGGAGGCCUCAUUCGAGAUGCUCGAGGAAACCAAACAGUCAGAAGCAGAUGAAGGUUUGCGAACAACGGUAGCUGUUGCUCCCGACCAGGCAAAAACGCUCUACGAGCUUGUUGAUAUGGGCCCAGAAGCCAAAACCCUUAGUCGAUCAAAGUUGAAGACGUUCUUAUCCUACUACGGAAGUUACCCGGACAAAUACAGAACUUUGAUAUGGCGCUUCCUUCUACACUUGCCUGAGAACCGGAACAGCUACGAGUCCCUAUUAGAACAAGGCACGCACCCCUCUGUCAAAGAUUUCCGAAAACAUUUCCCACUGAAAAGUGGGAGAAGUCUAAAGAGUAUGGAACGAGUUCUGUCCGCUCUUGCCUAUUGGUCUCCAAUAUUUGAAAGCUUGGAUUACCUUCCGUCGUUGGUCUUCCCCUUUGUCAAAAUCUUUCUAAGAGAUAUGUUUGCUGGAUUUGAGGUUGUCAUGACAGUGUUGGUAAACUGGUGCCAGAAGUGGUGGGAGUACUAUCCGAACCCGCCAAUCGAGUGUUUGAAUGUCAUAGAAGAUCUCUUAGCCUUCCAUGAUGGCGCCCUUCUUGAGCAUUUUGUCCAUUGCGGUGUAAAAAGCCAGAUAUACGCCUGGACUAUGAUGCAAUCAUUUUUUGCACAAAUAUUAUCAGGAUCGGAAUGGAGCAUGCUUUGGGACCACUUCUUGACCAACGGGCCAGAUUUCUUAUACUACUUUGUAGUUGCCUUCCUAAAGUCCCAUCGUACCGCCUUGAUGGGUAUUAAGAAUGCGAAGGACUUCGAUUUCUUUUUUACUCGGCCAAACCCAACCAUAUCGGCUCUCCACAUCAUCCGAUCCACUUAUGCACUCCAACGACGUACUCCAGACAGCGUCUCCCCUUCUAGCUUCCUUGAGCCAUUCCUACCAAUCCCUAAAGGAGAAUACCCUGUUUUCAAUGCGUAUCCAGAAUUCAUUAUAGAUUACCAAUGUCGAAUGAAAGAGAAAAUUCGGGAAGAUGAAGCUGAAUUGGGACGGCGAAGGAAGAUGGCAGAUGAGAUUACUCAGCUGACGGAAGAGUUGAGGAGGGACAAGCGUGCAUGGGAGUCGGCGGACUGGAAGAUGAAUGAGAUGGUUGAAAGGUGGUGGGAACAGAUGAUGGGCGAUGAGGCGAACCACCGUGAACGUCAGGCGAGACUUGAUGCAAUGGAUAAAGAACAACGGGCCAAAGCAAUGCAUAACAUUGCAGAAGCACGCCGUUCCUUCAUAACUAAUCACCUUGAUACAACGCAACGUCACCUGGCCAAUCUUGCUAAAGCCAUUGGAAACAAUCGUACCGCUUUGGACUCCGCAGUCGAGAAUGGCAUCAAUUCGGCUCGGUUUACGGAUGUUGAAGACGAGUGGGUGAAAAGAGGUCAGGAGAUGAUGAGAGUGAGGGAAGUGGUUAAAGAUGUGGAUAGGAUGCGGCUGGAAAGACUCGUGAAAAAUGCUCGGGAGGUGGGGAUACGAGAGACCGAUAUAGAUGACAUACUUCUGCGUCGAAAGAGGUUAAACGAAUAUCACAGUGUUUCUGAUGGUGGGAAUGGUUUGGCGAAGGGGAAAAGCCGGGCUUGGACUCCAGUUUCACCUUUAUCAUCACCUGUGAAAGAAUCAGAGCGAGAGGCAAGCACUAGAAUAUCGAGGGAGGGAAGUCCGAUCAAGAGCGUAACUUUUGAAGGCGUUUAAAGUUACAUUUGACCAUCGGGCUCAGUUGACCAAUGCAGCUGGAAAUAUACAUGCCAUACCCACAACAAUAACCCCUCGAACGUCUCUCCAUUUGAUGAGAGCACGACAGCACACAUUCCAUACACAAUAAAAAUACUGUUCACUCAUUC
Messenger RNA from Spizellomyces punctatus DAOM BR117, 3153 nucleotides. RefSeq lists its product as uncharacterized. The record is from RefSeq and is a predicted model, not a curated record. The coding region runs from base 95 to 3004 and encodes 969 amino acids. Gene Ontology annotation, molecular function: protein binding. NCBI's taxonomy places the organism in Eukaryota, Fungi, Chytridiomycota, Chytridiomycetes, Spizellomycetales, Spizellomycetaceae. Gene Ontology annotation, cellular component: centrosome. The transcript has 21 exons.